Molecule: messenger RNA, 4896 nt
Organism: Pygoscelis adeliae (Adelie penguin)
Lineage: Eukaryota; Metazoa; Chordata; Aves; Sphenisciformes; Spheniscidae
Gene: CLCN1
Product: chloride channel, voltage-sensitive 1
Exons: 24
Coding region: 189-3305 (1038 amino acids)
Biological process (GO): transmembrane transport; chloride transport
Cellular component (GO): membrane
Molecular function (GO): voltage-gated chloride channel activity
Source: RefSeq, a predicted model, not a curated record
AGGAGGAGGAGGGGCAGAGAGAAAGUGAGUGCAGGAACAGGACAAGUCAGAGUGGUCUGAGGAGAGAAAGAAAAGGAGGGAACAGAAGAAAGUGUGGAGGCCAUGUUCUCGGCCAGAACAUGAGGUGGUUCUAGGUAAGGCCCAGAGCAGCAGCUCCGUUACAACUGAGCGUGAGGAAUAGUAGAGGCAUGGAGAGCUCAGAGACCAUGACGCAGGAACCCAGAUCGAAGUCAGCUUUGUGGGGGGGCACACCGCAAUACGACUAUGUCUGCUUUGAGAAAUGCACUCGUUACGGGAUACCUUUGGAGGCAGGACGCGAGGCCGGGGGGACAGGGGACGACCUGCACUACCUGGAGAACUCCCUCAGCUACCCACAGCUUUAUGGCCAAUACACAGACAAGAUAACUGACUUUGCAGAGAAGGAAGCAGCAAAACUACUGAAUAAGAAGCAAGCCCAAAAGAACAAUGAAAGACCCCUGAAACGUGAGAGUCAAGUAGAGAUCAAAGAAGAGCACUAUUCCAAAUGUCAAGACUGUGCUAGACGCAUCCAGAAAUAUGUUGCCAAGAAGCUUGGAGAGGACUGGAUUUUCUUGGUUCUGUUGGGUCUGGUCAUGGCGUUGGUGAGCUGGGGAAUGGAUUAUGCCAGUGCGAAGAGCCUACAGGCCUACAAGUGGAUGUACAGAGAGCUGCACCCGAAUGUUCCUAUGCAGUAUCUGGCGUGGGUCACAUACCCACUUGUUCUUAUUCUGUUUGCGGCCAUUUUCUGCCACCUCGUCUCUCCACAGGCUGUUGGGUCUGGGAUCCCAGAGCUCAAAACCAUUAUGAGGGGAGUGGUCCUCAAGGAAUAUCUCACUCUCAAAGCUUUUGUGGCCAAAGUUGUGGGCCUCACAGCUGGGCUUGGAAGUGGCAUGCCUGUGGGGAAAGAGGGUCCUUUUGUGCAUAUUGCCAGUAUCUGUGCUGCGGUACUCAGCAAGUUCAUGUCAAUAUUCUGUGGUGUGUAUGAGCAGCCAUAUUAUUACACGGAUGUCCUGACCGUGGGUUGCGCCGUGGGGGUCGGCUGCUGCUUUGGGACACCACUUGGAGGGGUCCUUUUCAGCAUUGAGGUCACUUCUACAUACUUUGCUGUGCGCAAUUAUUGGAGAGGUUUCUUUGCAGCUACCUUUAGUGCCUUCAUUUUCCGAGUCCUUGCUGUUUGGAACAAGGAUGCAGUCACCAUCACAGCCCUGUUCAGAACAAACUUUCGCAUGGAUUUCCCCUUUGAUCUGCAAGAGCUGCCAGCGUUUGCUGUAAUAGGGAUAUGUUCUGGAUUCCUUGGAGCAUUUUUCGUUUAUCUCAAUCGCCAAGUGGUCCUAUGCAUCAGGCGUCAUAGAGGUCUGAGCCAGUUUCUCACCAAAUACCGCCUCAUAUACCCUGGGGUUAUAACCUUCCUUAUAGCAACUGUGACCUUUCCUCCAGGAUUUGGGCAGUUCAUGGCAGGAGAGUUGAUGCCACGGGAAGCCAUCAGCUCUCUCUUUGAUAACUAUACCUGGGCAAAAUACACAGGGGACCCUCAGAUCCUAGGGAAAUCUGCUGCCUGGAUCCAUCCGAAAGUCAGUGUCUUCAUCAUCAUCCUGCUUUUCUUCCUCAUGAAGUUUUGGAUGUCUGUCAUUGCUACCACGAUGCCAAUCCCCUGUGGAGGCUUCAUGCCUGUUUUUGUUCUAGGUGCUGCAUUUGGGCGUCUUAUUGGGGAAAUCAUGGCAUCACUUUUUCCCAAUGGGAUCCUCUUUGAUGGUAUUGUUUAUCAAAUCUUACCUGGAGGGUAUGCUGUCAUUGUCAUCUUCUCUCCCUAUUCCUUUUCCACCCUACCUGGGAAAGGUGCAGCAGCUCUGACAGGAGCAGUGAGCCACACUGUCUCCACUGCUGUGAUCUGCUUCGAGCUGACAGGUCAGAUCUCUCACAUCCUCCCCAUGAUGGUGGCUGUCAUUCUUGCCAACAUGGUGGCCCAAAGUCUGCAGCCCAGCCUCUAUGAUAGCAUCAUCCAGGUGAAGAAGUUGCCCUACCUGCCAGACCUGGGCUGGAAUCACAUAAGUAAAUAUAAUAUCUUUGUUGAGGAUAUUAUGGUCCAAGAUGUGAAAUUCGUCUCCUCCAACUGUAAAUACCGAGACUUGCAAACUCUGCUCCAAAGCACCACUGUUAAGACUUUGCCUCUGGUGGACUCACCAGAGACCAUGAUCCUUCUGGGAUCUGUAGAGCGAUCUGAACUGCAGGCUCUCCUCCAGAGACAUAUAAGCCCAGAACGGCGACGGCUCCUCAACAGAGAAAUGCAGCAGAAGCUGUCUGAGGCACCCUACGAUGGGCACAGCAAGGGACCAUGGGCAACGCUGCCAAAGCUGAAGCAUGAAUCUUUUGCUUAUGUUGAUGAGGAUGAGGAUACAGAUGAGAAGGGAGAGCUGCCUCGGCCCCCAAGUCCCACUCCCAGUUACCCAGAGGAGCCCAAUGGCCCGACAAGUCCUCUUAAACAAAUGCCUGAAACUUCGGAGCCACAGCAACUCCCAGGUGCUGAUUUCCCAGAGACUGAAAGAAGGAGCUUUCUCUGCUGUGCCUGUAUUAAAGGCAAUUUCAGGCGCCUGAGGCAACUGAUCCAGCAGCUCUUGUGCCAUUACAACCGUCCACUUGAAACAGAGAGUGCCGUCCAGGAGCCAGUGGAAGUCGUUGACACAAUGAGGCCAGAAGAGAUAGAUGCUUGGGAACAGGAGGAGCUGAACAAGAAUGUGUGCUUUGACAGCUGCCGCAUAGACCCUUCCCCUUUUCAACUGGUGGAGAGAACUUCCCUGCACAAGACACAUACAUUGUUCUCACUACUGGGCCUCAGCCAUGCCUAUGUAACCAGUAUGGGGAAGCUGAGGGGAGUGUUGGCUUUGGAAGAGCUUCAGAAGGCAAUAGAGGGCUCCACACGCUCUGGGGUUCGCCUCCGCCCACCCCUUGCCAGUUUCCGCGAUACCAACCGGAAUUCCAUCAGCAGUGAGAAGGUCAGCCAGGCCACUCAGGUGUGGAGCCGGCAGGACAACUGCAUGGUGGCAGCACAGCAAGCAGCGGACUUGGGCACAGAGAGCCCACUGCCUCCCUGCUCGCACUCCCCCCAGCCCUCACACUUGCAUGAAGAAGGGGAAGUCCUGUGCUCCACUUAUGCCACUGAUACUGAGUUGGAAGAGAUGGAGCUGACAGGGCCAGUUGCUGAAAACAUCUCAGACAUCCUCAAGGACAUAAGCCUACGCUCCACUGACCUGGAUGAGGAUGAAGAUGAGGAUGAGGAUGUCCCCUUAUAGCUGGUGUGAGAGGAGUAGUCCAUCACACUUCAGUUGAGCCAGUCUUCUUGUGUUUGCUCCUCAAAGAGAAGCUUUUGGAUGUUCUCUGCAAUCCCCACAGAGGACUGAUUCAGCUGGGAGAAGGGGCUUCGGACUGACCCUUUCUUCUCUGCUUUCUUUCUGUGCAAAGGCUGUUAGGCUGUUGGACUAUACAGGUGUGUGCAGGAGUCAGAUGCAGACUGCGAGGUGGCUAAGGGCAGGCUCAUAAUGCUUAGGCUUCUGCCAUAUCUACGUAACAUGGCAGAAGGGAUUGUAACAGGACAUGGAUACUGCUGGACACAGUCAGGAUGCUCUGGGUCAAUCUGCCACGUGGAAAGUGGAGAAGGAGCAGCUCUUCUCAUUCUCCAUUGGUGUCAUCCUUCUAGUCACACCUGGCCUGCAUGCACCAGUGUAAACACAGCCAGACCUCCAGCCUAGAAGCAUAUUGCUGCUUCUGGCUACAAUCCCGUCCAUGUUGCUGCAACUCCUUUUCGUUAGCUCUUAUCUUGCAUCCCCCCCAAACAUUCCCAUGUAGAACAUUUUUUCUCUUUGUCUAUUUUUACUCUGGGAUUUUCCUGGAUGGGGGUGCAGUUAGGAGCUUCUCCUCUAUUCUUUAGCUGAGCCAUGCCCUAAAAACAGGUGGGAGGAAAAUAUUUGGUCUAUGUCUCACAUCUUGAAUUCAGCCAGGGCUCUAAGAAAAGCACUGGAAGGGAGGGAAGCCUCUUUGUUUUCCCAUCAUCUCUGGAAUUUUUAAAUAGAAUGGGAAAAUCUUAAGUGGGGGCAUCCUCAGUGUUGGAGAGAGAGGAGUAAAACAGCAUGUAUGCACCUAUAUUUCAAGUGCUUGUGUUUGUCCCUGAAUGACUGUUCACAAUUUUUACAAAAUUAUAGUCUUAAAAAAUAACAACUCAAAAAAAAAUUAUGGAGUGUUAGCAGGCUGCCAAGAAAUACAGCAGAGGGAAGCCACAUCACAUUUUCUACACUUUGUAAACAGGCUUCUCUCUGAAAACUCCUGCUCUCUCUCCUGAUAAUUCUACCCUGCCUACUUUCCACAUAUUUCUGCAUACCUCAGAUCUGAGAAUUCCAGUUCUCACUUUUGCCAGCUUGUCUCUGUUGUGACUAACAGCAGAGACCUCAACCCUUGUCUGCAGCAUCCCUCUCUAUUCCAGUUCUAAAUCUGGAGCAGAUCUUGAUCUGUAUCUUGCAAAAAGAUGUCUUGUCAGUUCAUGUCAUGCAUGCAAAACCUUAGCAUCCAAAGAUAAGAUGCUGCUUUGUUUAACUCACUGUCCUUGUGAGGUUUUCUCAGUAAAUAGGCAAAAUCAAAUUCUGUGUAUUCUGCAGCUUUCCUCUAACAUUCUACAUCUUUUUCUACCAUAUUUUUGAUCCAAGCCGCGUAUUGGAUGUGUUUCCACUUAUCAGCAACAGAGAAGAAAUCCAGGCUCUGAGAAUAUGUUCUUGGGGGUAUUCUCCUACAUGUUAGGCCACAUCCACCUUCUUCAUAUUAGUAAAGCAUUAUCUAACUUAGAGUGACCAGUUUCACCUUAACAGGUGAAAGUUAAUAAAAAUCCAUAAGCUG